UCAGAAAAAGCUUUUGUGGAGUCGUGAGACGGAAAAGAGCAUCACCCAGGACUGGACACAGAUGACUACUAAGUUUAGCCAACCACGACUGGAACAGGGUACUCUUGCGCCCUACGUCAAUUGCAAUUCGUACUUUCUAGACCGGUCACUGAAAAUCGUCGUAAUAGCGUCUGGGCAAAACGCUAUUUACGAUGUUUUGUGUGGAAAUCUCAUCGGCCUGAGUGAUGAGGUCUGAUGUGACUCCACAUUAUUUAUAUUUAUACUCGAGUCAAAAGUCGAGGUUUUCCUCGGUAAUGUCCAUGCCAAUUAUUUUGCCUUCACUUGUUUUUAGCGCUGGUUCAACAUUCGAUUGUACAGACCUUCUUCGAUUGGGACGAGGCUCAGGACUUAGGGCUUCUGACGUGCAGGUCUGCUACUUCAGAAUUUGACCUGAGGAUCUAGAUGACGACGAUCUGAUGAUUAUGGGAUUUCUUCACAGAUGAGCUUUGGUGCAGCAGCAUCACUUAAAUUGGCAACAAGAUGAUCCACAUUGGGAGCAGAAGGUGUUGGGCCUUGGGGGCGAGAAGGUUGCCAUCGCUUGUGGAAUUAGCUGCAGGAUCGAAUUGGCCUCAAGGAUUGACAGGUUCUCAAGUACGAGAACUUUCUCAGAACAAUUUUGAUCAGGCCUCUAGAGGCCAGUCCUUUGAUGGCACGGUCAGCAGGGUCGUACCCGGAGGAGUGCGUCACUUCAGUAGUGGAAGAUUUAGAGAUGAAUCAGGGGGCUUCAGGUUUGACGUAUCUCCUCCUACCAAUUUUGGGGUCCGCAUCGUGCCUGAGAAAAAGGCCUUUGUGAUUGAGCGCUUUGGAAAAUAUUUGAAGACCUUGAGCUCAGGCAUCCAUAUUCUCAUCCCUUUCGUAGAUCGUAUAGCAUACGUGCAUUCGCUGAAGGAAGAGGCAAUUCCUAUUCCCAAUCAGACCGCGAUCACCAAGGACAAUGUCAGCAUAUCCAUCGAUGGAGUACUUUACGUCAAGAUAGUGGAUCCUAUCAAAGCUUCUUAUGGUGUUGAAAAUCCUGUUUAUGCAAUCAUCCAACUCGCUCAAACUACGAUGCGAAGUGAACUUGGAAAGAUCACUCUAGACAAAACGUUUGCAGAGAGGGAUACUCUGAAUGAGAGCAUAGUGAAAUCAAUAAAUGAUGCUGCUACAGAUUGGGGUCUUCAGUGUUUGCGUUACGAGAUUCGUGAUAUCAACCCACCGCCCGGCGUAAGAGCUGCGAUGGAAAUGCAGGCUGAAGCCGAGCGCAAGAAGAGGGCUCAGGUUCUUGAGUCUGAAGGAGAACGGCAGGCCAACAUCAAUAUAGCUGAUGGAAAGAAGAGCUCUGUGAUUUUGGAGUCCGAGGCUGCUAUGAUGGACCAGGUUAACAGAGCAAAGGGAGAAGCUGAGGCAAUCUUUGCAAAGGCAGAAGCCACAGCGAAGGGCAUAAGAGAGCUUUCCGAGGCAUUACGAGCGGAAGGGGGUCCUGAGGCAGCAUCUUUGAGAGUGGCAGAACAGUACCUUCUUGCGUUCAGCAACAUCGCGAAGGAGGGCACAACCAUGCUAUUGCCUAGUAAUGCUGGUGAUCCUGCAGCUAUGAUGGCUCAAGCAAUGUCCAUAUACAAAGGUGUUGUAGGCCCCGGCGGAACGUCGAAAUACCCAACACGGUCAAACAAGGGCUCCUCGUUCCAGACAGGGACAAACAAGGAAGGUAGUAGUCAGGAAUCAGAUAAUGAUGAGUUGGAGCCUCCACUCAAAACCGAUAAGCCUGUUCGUGCUGGCAGAGGAGGCGAGAUGAGCGCUCUUCCCUACAGUGGUGAUCCCUCUAUAUUCAGCUUGCAAAACCCAACAAAGCACCCUCCCACUCCUUUUUCUCUCUCUUCUCCGAGUGAGUAGGAACCUGCCUCGAUUCUUUACCGUUGAGUAGUUCUUAAGCACUGUCCCUCUCGUCACGUUACUAGGAGCACUUACAGUCCCCCUGAUCAAUUUUAGCCCUUAGAGCAACAAGUUUAACAACAUUCAGUCACUAAAAAGAGAUGGCGCCGUGAGCAGUGGAGCAAUUCUUGGCCCAACCAAUUGUUAGUCAGCCUCGUUGGUGGUGGUAUGUUAGUUCUAUGCAAAUUUUUGGCAGAAACUGAGAUCAAGAUCAAGUAGUCGGAGUCAUUCUCCUACCAGAGGAAGGCUCAUACUGUUUAAAGUGAAGGGAAUAUCACAUCAAGAAGUUUUGGUUCCAUGAAUUGAGUGAUUGGUUUGAUGACCUCACAGUAGAGAUUUUUUCUAUAAUGCUUUGUACACUUCACAUUCGUCGGAUAUUAAACUCAUUUAAUUGA
Marchantia polymorpha subsp. ruderalis is the source of this 2342-nucleotide messenger RNA. NCBI's taxonomy places the organism in Eukaryota, Viridiplantae, Streptophyta, Marchantiopsida, Marchantiales, Marchantiaceae. The record is from the annotation of a GenBank genome assembly.